UACGCAUAUAUAAUGGGUGUGAUAGGCUCCAUUUGUACAUCUCAAUUUGCUUUUCUCACAGCUUCAAUUCAUUAGAGACACAGACACACUUAAAAGGAUGGCUGACUUAGCUAAUGGCCAAACCGGCUCCGUCAACAAGGUCCCCACCAUCAAGUUCACUAAGCUCUUCAUUAAUGGUGAUUUUGUCGAUUCCAUUUCAGGAAAGACAUUUGAGACAAUAGAUCCAAGAACAGGAGAGGCAAUAGCGAGUAUUAGCGAGGGAACCAAAGAAGACAUAGAUAUUGCUGUAAAGGCUGCACGUCAAGCAUUUGACUCAGGUCCAUGGCCUCGCCUGCCCGGCGCUGAGAGAGCGAAAAUUAUGAUGAAAUGGGCAGAUCUAAUUGAUCAAAACACAGAAGAACUAGCAGCACUAGAUGCCAUUGAUGCUGGCAAGUUGUAUCAUAUGUGUAAGGUUCUAGACAUUCCUGGAGCAGCAAACACCCUACGUUACUAUGCAGGUGCUGCUGAUAAAAUUCAUGGAGAGGUAUUAAAAAUGUCACAGGAGUUCCAUGCUUAUACAUUGAUGGAACCAGUUGGCGUUGUGGGGCAUAUAAUUCCCUGGAAUUUCCCUUCUUCCAUGUUCUUCAUCAAGGUUAGCCCUUCUUUAGCUGCAGGGUGCACCAUGAUCCUCAAACCAGCUGAGCAAACACCUCUCUCUGCUUUGUUCUAUGCUCAUCUAGCUAAAUUGGCUGGAAUCCCAGAUGGAGUACUCAAUGUAGUACCCGGAUUUGGCCCAACUGCUGGUGCUGCAAUAACCUCACACAUGGACAUUGAUGCAGUCAGCUUUACUGGUUCAACAGAAGUAGGUCGUGAGGUAAUGCAAGCUGCAGCUAAGAGUAACUUGAAACAUGUUUCACUUGAAUUAGGAGGCAAAUCACCCCUCAUAAUUUUUGAUGAUGCUGAUUUAGACAAAGCUGCCGAGCUUGCUCUAUUUGGCAUCCUGUUUAACAAGGGAGAAGUUUGUGUUGCAAGUUCCCGUGUGUUCGUUCAAGAAGGGAUCUAUGAUGAAUUAGAGAAAAAAUUGGUAGAGAAAGCGGAAGCUUGGGUUGUUGGGGAUCCCUUUGAUCCUAAAGUUCAGCAAGGGCCUCAGGUUGACAAGAAACAAUUUGAAAAAAUUCUUUCAUAUAUCGAACAUGGAAAAAGAGAAGGAGCUACCCUUUUGACCGGGGGGAAGACAGUGGGCAACAAGGGCUACUUCAUUCAGCCGACAAUCUUCUCCAAUAUAAAGGAUGAUAUGCUUAUAGCUCAGGAUGAAAUAUUUGGCCCUGUAAUGGCACUGAAGAAGUUUAAGACCAUCGAGGAAGCAAUUAAGAGUGCUAACAAUACCAGAUAUGGCCUAGCAGCAGGCAUUGUGACAAAGAACAUAGAUACAGCAAACACAGUGUCAAGGUCCAUUCGUGCAGGCACUAUUUGGAUCAACUGCUAUUUUGCCUUCGGGGAUGAUGUUCCUUUUGGAGGGUAUAAGAUGAGUGGAUUUGGAAAAGAUUAUGGAUUAGAAGCCCUUCACAAGUAUCUACAAGUUAAAUCUGUUGUAACUCCCAUUUACAAUUCUCCUUGGCUUUGAACAUGUCCUGCAUAUCUGCUAUGAGACAUGAAAGUUCAGAUUUUCAAUAAUAUUGUUAGUGUGUAUAGGCUUUGUGUUAUUGUCAAUAAGACAACCUAUCAUUUUCCUUCCGAUGCAUUUCAUCUAUAUGGUGAUUUUGUACAU
Messenger RNA from Gastrolobium bilobum, 1747 nucleotides. Its product is annotated as aldehyde dehydrogenase family 2 member C4-like. The record is from RefSeq and is a predicted model, not a curated record. The transcript has 9 exons. NCBI's taxonomy places the organism in Eukaryota, Viridiplantae, Streptophyta, Magnoliopsida, Fabales, Fabaceae. The coding region runs from base 98 to 1603 and encodes 501 amino acids. Gene Ontology annotation, molecular function: aldehyde dehydrogenase (NAD+) activity.